GAGGAGGAGCAGCACACCGACAAGGCUGAUGCUCAAACCUCCCUCCUUCCAACUGCACCGACUGCCGAGCCUCUGGCAUCGGUACAUCAUCUCGUCCGUUCGUCCAUCCGUCCUUUUUGUCAAUCGAACUCCCGACAAGACCGACCGGCGACACGAGCAGACGGCAACCGUCGGAGAGGCUGACAGCUACCUCUUCUCCGCUUCCUGCUCGAGGCGGCGGACGCCAAUUCGUCUGUCUGUCGGUCAGUUGGUCGGUCGACAAACUCGCCUUGAUGGUGGACGUGGAAUGGUAGUAGGACAGCUAGCCAUGGCAACCGGCCUGGUACCUACGGAGGUGGUGGUGGAAAGGGUGGAGGCGGAGCGAGAUCGUCUGCUGGCGGAACAGCUGAAUCGCGUGACUGCCUCAAUCGGACAGUCGACAUGGUGGCGAGAUGAGUCCGACGCGUCGCCGUCACCGUCGUUAGCAACGGCAACUUGCACUUACUGGCUCCGAUUGCCCGCCUCUGAAUGGCCGCUGGGCACAGCGUCGGACGCGGAUUUGCUGGCCCGACUCGUGGUCGUCCGUUUCCCCGGCGACCAGGUCCGACUGGCCGGCGAGUGC
Protopolystoma xenopodis is the source of this 601-nucleotide messenger RNA. Lineage: Eukaryota; Metazoa; Platyhelminthes; Monogenea; Polystomatidea; Polystomatidae. The record is from the annotation of a GenBank genome assembly.